This is a messenger RNA of Eublepharis macularius, 5360 nucleotides long. RefSeq names its product USP6 N-terminal-like protein. NCBI's taxonomy places the organism in Eukaryota, Metazoa, Chordata, Lepidosauria, Squamata, Eublepharidae. The record is from RefSeq and is a predicted model, not a curated record. The coding region runs from base 415 to 3183 and encodes 922 amino acids. The transcript has 16 exons.
GCCAGAGAAGGAUGAAGAACGCGCCCGCGGAGGGAGGAGGGCUACCCGCCAGCUCCAGCACCGCUCUGAGAUAUAAAGAUUCCAACACAUCUCAAAGUUUCUGUCGUCACCGCAGGCAACCCAGUGGACAAAGGAGAAGUUCUGCAUAGAAAAAGCUAGCAAAACAGUGCUUCUUUCAAUUUCACCCAAUGACAAACGGGGGAAAACUGCAGACAAUGAAGAUAGGCUUGCUCUGACUAUGGCAUGCAUGGGCAAAGCUGAGAAUGACCAAGCUAAGGACUGUCUGAAAGACUGCUGAAGAGCCAGUGGUGGUGGCAAUUGCUGUGCAUUUGAAAUGUCUUCUAUUGGGUAGCCUCAAAGCAGGAGAGGCUACCAUAGCCUCUCCCCGUGAAGAUACCCACCUCAGUUUCUGACAUGAAGAAAGAUAUAGAUGCCUUAAUAGCAGAAGAAAGGGUGGAAAUUAUUGCAAAGUAUGAGAAGGGAAGACAGGAAGGGGCUGAGAUUGACCCAUGGGAAGAUGCUGACUUCACUCUCUACAAAGUCACAGACAGAUUUGGGUUUUUGCAUGAGCAUGAGCUACCACUCCACAGUGCUUUGGAGGAAAAGCAAAAACUUCAGGAGAUUGAACGAGUGGACAAAUGGUUGAAGAUGUUAAGAAAAUGGGGAAAAUACAGAAACAGUGAGAAGAUGUUUCGAAGAGUUUAUAAAGGGAUUCCGCUCCAAGUGCGAGGCCAGGUUUGGUCACUGUUGCUGGACAUCGAAAAGAUUAAAGCAGAGAAUGAAGGAAAGUAUGAGAAAAUGAAAGAACAAGCCAAGAGUUUCUCAUCAGAAAUCAAGCAGAUAGACCUAGAUGUCAACCGCACCUUUCGAAAUCACAUCAUGUUCCGGGAUCGCUAUGGAGUGAAGCAGCAAGCGUUGUUUCAUGUUCUGUCUGCCUAUUCAGUUUACAACACGGAAGUGAGCUACUGCCAGGGAAUGAGUCAGAUUGCUGCUAUCCUCCUGAUGUAUUUAAAUGAAGAGGACGCCUUUUGGGCACUGGCUCAACUACUUACCAAUCAAAGGCAUGCAAUGCAUGGGUUUUUUAUUCCUGGCUUCCCAAAGCUGCAGAGAUUCCAGGCUCAUCAUGAGGCAAUCUUAAGCAAACUUUUCCCAAAGUUGAAAAAGCACAUGGACAAGGAACAGAUGUCUGCAGGGAUUUAUACAACAAAGUGGUUCCUGCAGUGUUUCAUUGACAGGACUCCAUUUACUCUAACUCUACGGCUAUGGGAUAUCUACAUCCUGGAAGGAGAGCGGGUUCUGACAGCCAUGGCCUACACCAUCCUCAGAUUGCAUAAAAAACGCUUGUUGAAAAUGUCCCUAGAAGAUCUAAGGGAAUUUCUACAGGAAAAAACUGCUGCUUCCUUGCAGUUUGAAGAUGAUAUAGUAAUUGAGCAAUUGCAAGCAUCCAUGGCUGAACUACGUAAAAUGAAAUGUGACCUUCCACCCCCGGCAAAAUCUGAAGAAUUUCCCAAGAAGCCACUAGGACUAGAGCUCUCUCUAAAUCUAGUAUCAGUGAAGCCCACUGUUGCAUCUAACGGCCAGAAAAAGGCUGCCAAUGAUUUUGACCUUGAAAAAGAUGCUGUUAUACAACCUUCUCUAGAUAAAAAUCCUUCUCACCUGACGGGAACAAUUGGUAAUUCAAAUUUGGCAGUACAUGAGAGAGUCUUGAUCCCACAGCCCAAUAGACCACCAUUGCAAGAUGAACCAACUGACUUGUGCCACAAUCUAUUCCAGAAUAACCAGCCAAGCCCAAACUCUGAUGUAGAGGAGAAACAACAAGAAAAUAGGGUGCAAUUGCCAAACGAGGAUGCCAAUAAAAUCCCAUCUGAGGAUUUCCCAGCAACACUGGAUGAAAUUCAGGUUAUUAUAGAAAGUCAAAAUAUGGCUACUGCACAUAAGGGGGAGGAUUACUUAGAGAGCAGCUGCACAGAGAGAUGCGGUUUACAGGAAAAUAACCCCUCUCUUUCUGUAGAUGAUAAGGAUCAUGUUGCUCCCCGCGUGCUAGAACAAGCAGUAAUUGACAUCAUGUUAAUGGACAGCUGUCUGUGUGACCCUAACAUGCAGAGUCAGGCCAUAGAAUCAGACCUGUCUAUCACUUCCAACAGUACAACAGCGUUACUGGAGCAAGAUUCACCAAGUCAAGUUCCAUUGCUUCUCUCCCUUGAAGGGCAAAGUACCUUGGAAUCACUAACUGUGCAAAAUGCAGCUGUUCUUCAAGACGGGAGUGUAGACUGCUUCUUUGAGGAUUUGUCUGGAGAUACAAUGCUGCUUCCAGAUCACUUGUGCCAGCCUACAAGUACAGACUCCUCUCCCUGUGGAUAUAGCCUGUCCUCAGUGUGUGAUGUGCCAGAAAACUUAAUAGUGCCACCUACCGUCAAAGCACUUGCUCGUCUCCCUCUCCCAUUCCAAGAUGGAAAGCGACGGCCUUCUAAUGUAUCUCAGUAUGAUAACCUGGCUGAAGAUGAGGGUGGAGAUGAGAAAUCUCCCACUCAGGUUUCCUGUUCUGAAGAACAAGAAGUCUCGGUAUCACAGACUGGGCUCUGCACUCCAGUCUUAAAGUGCAGAGUGCACAAAUCUGCAUCUGUUGGAGAGCUAGAAAAUCUGCAGAGACAAACUGGGCAAAAGGUAGAUUUGGUGCAACACCUAGAAGGACUUGAUGAACCCCUUUCAUUUCACAUCCUGCCUCAUCAGAAGAGACUCUCUAGUGGGGGCAGUGUGCCAAUCUUAUUUGAGCUGGACUCUGGUGCACUGUUACUGUCAGAAGAUUUCUGUGCUCGACCCACCUCAUCUGCAGAAUUACAGGAGCAGUGCAACGAGUUCAGAAUAGUAAAAACUAGCACCCCUCUUCACUUGGCUCAUGCUACAGAGCAAGACUUCUGCAGCAAAAAACAAGUGGCCCUGCCUUUGGCAGAGUCCAGCCACCUUGAUGUGGCUGAUAGUGAGAACCCUAUUCAGCCAGCUGGAGAAGCUAAAGGUGGAACUGCUAGUGAGUCUCUUCAGAAAUCACUAAAUGCUUUGAUUGACUUACCUGCUCCUCAAAGGCCAAAGCCAAAAUUACCACUCAAGAUUGUCAGAACCCAUUCCGAUAAUUUCUAUUCAGGCUGCUCCCCCCCCGUGCAGAUAUCUAAAUCAGUGACAUUCUAGGAGAACUGAGAAAAUGGGAGUGGUGAAAUUACAGUAACGCAGUGCCCUUUCAUGGGAGAUUGCUAGUGUUUUGCAAUGAGAAAACAGCUCAAUGUAUGAUGAGGGAGGCAAUUGUACUGCCAGUCAAGCUGAGGGUAAGAUUUUGAGACAGGGCUUAGAUACAGGCCAGUCUUCAGUAGGCAAUUACUGUGGGUAAUUAUUUAAAAACUUGGAUUUCCCCCUCCAGACUGUUCCCACAGUGCUUUUGAAUCUGCUUUUCAUAUCUCCUCCCUCAUAACUGGAUAGAAGUCUAAUGGAUUUAACCUGUCAAAACAUUUAAACUGUUUCCUUCUAGUAUCUUACAACUGAAAAAGUGAGAUUAACAUUGGAGUAGACAAGAAACAGAAGGAAUUGUUUGAGGAAACAGAUGACAACACAGUUGCAGGUUUUGGCCAGUAGCACAUUUUUCAGUAGCAAUAGUUGUUUUUUUCCUUAGCCAAUGUAGUCCUAUAAGUGAGGCUAUAGGUUAUUAAUGAUGGGGAAGCAAACUUUCACUUAGCAUCUAUGCAAUAUCCAGCACCUUUUGUGCAUAUGUGCCAUAUGGCUCAUGUUUCCUUUUUGCCCUCCUGUAGUGAAACCAGGCAUUAAAAUAUGCCUCUUCUUCAUUCUUCAGUUCCUUCACCCAUUUGCAAUGAUGGGGAAUAUCAAAGAUGAGUAACAGUCCCAUGCAAAAGAAUUAUUUUCCCUUCAGUUGAACUCUGAAAUAUGUUAUAUAGGAAGUAAAAGUAGUUUCUGAGGGAAGCAGUGGUGGUAGUGUAGAUUGCCUGCCUUUCAUAGCCAGGUUUAUGCCAAUGUGGUAAAUCCCUAGUGGUGUGCUUGAUGAUGCUGAUGCACUUGGACCAUGUGCAUCCAUCUGGAGGAGUAGCAAUAGCAGACAGAAGAGGAGCUGUUGCCUGUGUGUAUCUGUCCUUGUGCAGAUUCAGGGAAAUGAACAACCUAGGCUUCCAGGGCACAAGAACUGCCCUGCCUGGUAUUCCAUUGUAGCUGGCAAGCCCUAGAAGCAUCAUAGGAUCAAUUCCGCUUCAUUAUCAUCAUGCCUACUACAGCCUUGUAGCCAGUUUGUGGGCAAUAAUGUGCAGCCCAAUCCUUUGCAUUCUUAUUCACAGAUCAGUCCUGCUGAGUUCAGUAAGGCUUACUCCCAAGUAAAUGUGCCUAGAAUUGCAGGUUAGGGUUGAAUCCAGCAGAAAAGCUUGUGGAAGGAGUUGGCAGAAUGGCUUUCUUCGCCCUCCUCUUUCCCCAGGCAGCCUGCCAUUUGCCCCAAACAUCCUCUCAGGGGUCAGUCUCCCAAAUAAAUGCACUAAAGGACACCGCAGCAACAAGGAAUCCGGUAAAAUUGCCCCCUCUUCUGCUGGUUGCUUACCUCAGCAAUUUUACCUGCCUCUGUUGUCAUUGCAGUGCCCUGUACUGUGGUACGUUUUGUUUGCAAGGCUUUCCUGACCCUCAGAGAGGAUUUUCAGAUAAGUUGCAGGCUACCCUAGGGAAAGUGGUGUGGAAAGAUUUGCCCUGCAAACUCUUUCUGUGAGUUUUUCCGCUGAGACAACUCCUAGCCUUUCUAGUCUUGAUUCCACUCCUUCAUAGUCUCAAGUCCGCUGUUGACCAAAUGCACAGGUACAAAGACUAAAACCUGAACUCUGGAAGCUAACCUUUUUUGAAAAGGUGUGCUUUGCAAAUGUGUUACUGAAACCUUAGCUUUAAAAAAGAAAUUAACCAAGAUUGUUCAGAAAAAAACGUAUUGCCACUGGGGUUUCCUGGGGUCAAAUAGCUGUAGUGAAAAACGCAGCACUAUUGUGCAUCAGUAUUUGCACUCUCAUUUUUGGUGAAUAACUGGGUACUUUGAAGUAGAGGAAGAGGUAACGGCUGGACAAAAGCAGUGAAGGCCCCCUUGAAGCCAAAUUGAAUGGUUAUCAAUUUUAAGUAUUUCUGUCAGGAGUGAAUGUAAGUUAGAGAAAUGCAGACUGCAGCAAGCAAUUUGAGUUUCCUUUCAGCAUCCACAGGGGCAGGCUAUAUAAGCACAGCACUGGGAGCCAGAAUCGCCUGUUUCUCACCCCAACUUCAUCCGUAGUGAUGGUUGUUGUGUGUUUUCCGGGCUGUAUUGCCGUGGUCUUGGCAUUGUAGUUCCUGACGUUUCGCCAGCAGCU